This is a messenger RNA of Girardinichthys multiradiatus, 5485 nucleotides long. RefSeq names its product sphingosine 1-phosphate receptor 3-like. The transcript is spliced from 2 exons. Gene Ontology annotation, cellular component: membrane. Lineage: Eukaryota; Metazoa; Chordata; Actinopteri; Cyprinodontiformes; Goodeidae. The coding region runs from base 1 to 1092 and encodes 363 amino acids. Gene Ontology annotation, molecular function: sphingosine-1-phosphate receptor activity. Gene Ontology annotation, biological process: G protein-coupled receptor signaling pathway. The record is from RefSeq and is a predicted model, not a curated record.
AUGGAGGAACUCCAGAUGAACAUCAUACACCUUCACUACAACCACACUGGAAAGCUGGACCACCGGCUACCAAGCUCCAACACCAACCAAGGAACUUUGGAUAUUACAACUAUCGUCCUCCUCAUCAUUUGCAGCUUCAUUGUUCUGGAGAACCUCACCGUUUUGGUGGCCAUAUGGAGGAAUCACAGGUUUCACAACCGGAUGUACUUCUUCAUCGGGAACCUGGCACUGUGCGAUCUGCUGGCUGGAGUCGCCUACCUGGUCAACUUGCUCCUCUCUGGACAUAAGACUUUUCAUCUCUCACCAACUCUGUGGUUUGUUAGAGAGGGCAGCAUGUUCGUAGCACUCAGUGCCUCCAUCUUCAGUCUCCUGGCCAUCGCUAUAGAGAGACACCUGACUAUGAUCAAAAUGAGGCCUUAUAAUGCCAACAAAAACUACAGAGUGUUUCUGCUCAUAGGGACCUGCUGGCUGAUUGCUAUAAUUCUUGGAGCUUUACCCAUCUUAGGUUGGAACUGCAUUGGCAACCUCCCUGACUGCUCUACAGUCCUGCCUCUUUACAGCAAGAAAUAUGUAGCUUUCUGUAUCACAGUUUUCAUGGUCUUGCUUUUAGUGAUGUCAGUCCUUUACACUCGCAUCUACAUCCUGGUUAAAUCCAGCAGCAGAAAGGUGAGUAAGCACAGACACUCUGAGCACGCAAUGUCCCUUCUACGCACCGUCAUCAUUGUAGUCGGGGUCUUCAUCGCCUGCUGGACACCCAUCUUCAUCCUGUUCCUGGUGGAUGUGGCGUGUGAGCAGCACUGCCCAGUCCUUUAUGAGGCCGACUGGUUUAUUGCACUAGCUGUACUCAACUCAGCCAUGAACCCGAUCAUCUACACGCUGGCCAGCCGUGAGAUGAGACAGGCCUUCCUGGCUCUGGUUUGUGGCAUUUGCUAUAAGGCAAAGGUGUCGGUGAAUGGCAGUGGGAAUAGGCAUUCCCUGGAGCCCAGCCGGAGCAGCCAGAACAACCAGAACCAGCUGAGGGGUCAGGAGACCGACACUGGAACAAAAGAGCAUGAUGAUCAGGAGGGUGUUGAGAGUGAUGGGAAAGACUGAAAGAGUAAGUUCAGCAACUCUGAAUAUGCAAUAUCCCUUCUACGCACCAUCAUCAUUGUUGUCGGGGUCUUCAUCACCUGCUGGACACCUUUCUUUAUCCUGCUCCUGGUGGAUGUGGCAUAUGUUCAGCGCCGCCCAAUCCUCUACAAGGACGACUGGUUUAUUGCACUAGCUGUUCUCAACCCGGUCAUAAACCCGGUCAUCUACACGCUGGCCAGCCGCGAGAUGAGAUAGGUCGUGCUGGCUUUGGUUUGUGUUGUUUGUGACAAGAAUUACAGUGGGUACAGGCGGUCCCGGGAGCGCAGCCAAAGAGGGAAGAAUUCAUUGAGCAGCCAAAACAUACCUAACCAGGACUAGCAGAGAGCAGUCCUAGUGAGGUCUCAGCUCUGGCUGGAACAAGAGAUGUUUAGAAGGGGCAUCAGGCCGACGGAAAAGACUGAAAAAAGAAUGCAAGCAAUUUACAGUAAGAAACUAUAUAGUGUCUUUAUUUCCUGCUGGACGUCCAUCUUUGUCCCCUCCUGGUGGAUGUGGCGUGUGAGCACCGCUGCACAGUCCUCUAUAAGGCUGACUGGUUUGUCAGUGUGGCUGUACUCAACUCUAAACUCUGGCAAACCUGGCUCUGGUUUGGGGCAUUAGCUGCAAUUUUUGUGUCACUAACCAAUGCUAUAAAAGUAUGAUCUACAAUUUACUCAGACCAGCCAUGACUUUCAGAUGUGUUUGUUGUGUGCAUAGAAAACGAUUCGGAGAAACAUAUUUUAGUUCACUUUGAUUAAGGCACACCUAUUGCUUAGUGAAACUGUUAAAAACUGUCAAAAACUGCAUCUGAUACCAAAUGAAAACACUCUUAGGUCUAUAGUAAACACAAGAGAAAUUCCACACAUUCACAAUUUUAUUGCCAAACAAUCAUACAGAAUGACAAACCCAUACAACUAAAAGAUUAAACAUCUGUAAACAUCAUUUGGACUCAUUUUUAUUUAAUCUUUUAAAUAUAACUGUCCCAAAAUAGUGUGUUUCUCUGUGACCCAAUCUGUCUUUUAUUUAUAACCCAGAAAUGAUGACAUUUAUAAUACAGUGAGGGAAAGAGACCACUAGUCUCAAGCAGCAACACUAAGCAGGGCGAAAAGCAACCUCCAGUGAACAGGCAUGCCCCAUCGAAGAUCAGCUAUUGCACAUUGAAGAAAGAGAAAGGGAGGGGAAAAAACAUUAUUUGUACAAAUUAAAGGCACAUUUUAGUCAACAGAAAUGUGGAAAGAGGCCCUCAGUAUCCCAGUGUUUUUAAUCGAGUAGUUUCUUUACAUUGCAAAGCAAAUCAUGUUGAGUGUGUUACAUUCAAGUAUAGAGCUGUUUUCACUUAGUUAAAAACUUUGUCCAAUUGACAUCAGAUGUUUCUUUUUUUUUUUUUUUUUACAAAUUUCCUUCUAAAAAAACCAAAAUACUUUACAAAAAUUUAGCAUAAUUUUCUUUCGCAAGCUCUCGGGUUUGCUGAACUUUAGUCACAAACAUUGCAGAAGUAAAAGGUGGGGAAGUGUUUUACAGUAUACCAAAUGUACUGCUUUAUGGCCAAGCAGUUUGUUGUGAAUACUUGUUCUGUACACACCUUCUUGAAGCAAAACAUAGGCACAUUAUAAUACAUUGCAUCUGUCUUGUCAAACUCGUUGACCACGUACUUGUUUUGGUACAACUCCAGUGGUCAAGUGCAUUUCAAAUACAAUGCCCCAUUCAUUUGGUAUCCAUCAGAGUCCUGACAACAGUAAGGAUAAAGGCAUUUGAAAAAAAAAGAAAAACAGAUGGUUUCCAGAACACUUGCAGAUCAUUACUAUAAACUCUAUCUAAAUUUGGGUUUCUUUCUUCACAAAAAACAGUCAGUAAGACGUAAGAAUGUACUAUUUAGCAGAAAGAUUGUUUACAGAUACCAGCGAAAUGUAAAUUAACUGUGAAAAGAAAGUGUCUGAGAAGAACCUACAUAUUCAAAUAAUAUGUGCGAUUAUGGUAUCUAGUGAUUGAAGAAUAUUGAUGAUCAGGCAUGGGCCGGUUAUCAUUACCAGAAAAAUUGGAGGAAUGAUUGGAGUUUUCUAAGGCAAUAUAGCAUGUAGAAUAACAAAGCAGCUCCCCUCCUUCACCUUGGCUGCACACUGCCGUUCAGCUGGCCAAAGAUCGGCUACUACAAUUUUCCGUCGCUUAUGACAAAGACCAAAUUGGCUGUAUGGUAAUAAAUCCGUUGAAAAAAAAAUGGGUAAUCAUGGUGUUGAAGCUAAAAUAGUGCCACACAUCACUCUUAGGGCAAUGCUGUUUAGAAACUACAGUUGGGAAGCUACAAGCAACAUAUUUGACUCAAAGCUGACUACCUGAGCACAUAACUUGACUAAUUUAACCACUUAAUAUCAGCUUUUUACAACCAGGGUUACUUUAGAAGAAGCAGAAUGGCAAAAAGUUAUGAUAUUCUGUGAAAUAAGAACCUAAAAUACUUCUACUAAAGUAGGCAGAGGUUUACACUACAUCUUUAAAUCUAUGUUUUCAAAUAAUAAAAAUAAACAUUGUAGACAACAUUAUCAAAGCUUAUUUUAGCAGCAGAUGGAAUAAGUGCUGCUUUCAGUUUCAAAGAAACUUUUUAUUUUGGAAACACAUCUAAACGUUAUCUAGGCUAAAAUUGAUAUUGGUGUGUUAAAGGUUCUAAAUGUAGACCUGCGUUAGCUAAAACUGACAAACAUAAAAAAGCAGUUGAAUGAGUUUAUACCAAAUAUUGGGGCAUUUAGAUUACUAACACGAUGUAUUUCCUGAAUGAGCUACAUGUCCACACACUUCAAAACGUCCAGGGGUCUCAUUUAUAAGCGUGGCGUAUGCACAACAUGAAGCCUGAAACUGGUUUAUACCACCUUUCAUGCAAAGGUUGUGUUCCAUAAAAACAAACUUGACUGGAGAAUGUGCAGUCCCUCACGCAAACUCUGACCCAUGCAUAUGCUCAUUUCGUUGGAAGGGGAUGGUGACGCAGAUGAAGAGGUAGGGAAUUGAAACCACACUGCAUCAUGAUUCCUCUCAGACAUUUUAAAUUUCACUCCAUAUCAGACUUUAACCAUAGAUCAACGUCAUGAUACUCAUUUAAAUCACAGUGUUAUUUAUGCUUGUUCUGGUGGGCCAUAACUAAGGACCUUUCACAUAAAUAAGAGGUCAACUUACAUCUAAGUCUGCACAUUUCAUCAAAGUUUUCUCACCCUCACAUUCCUCUCCCCAAUGAUCACCAGGGCGAUGUGUACCACAGAUUAACAAAUGAACUGACAGGAUGUGAGGCAACCACAGUGAGUGCUGCAAACAUUUAAAGACUGUAGUGACAUUCACUACACUUCCUUUUAUUUGUUGCACCACUACUGUGACUACCAAACGCAAUUUUCUUCUGACUCCACCUCACCCACCAACACCUUGAUUUCAGCCGCAGUGAAACUGUUGAAUGGGCUUGUAGAGGGCAGAACAUGAGGCAGAACCUUGUACGCAAAUGUUGAGGAGCAUCUGUGAUGUAUAAAAGGGAAAUUGCUUGCUGGUUUGCCUGCGCAUGGUUUUAUAAGUCUGGAUUUUCUUUGACGUACGCCAUUUUUACCUUUUGGCUGUACACUUUUAGUAUAGAUCCUCUGCAAUGGUUUAUAAAUGAGACCCUAGGACUUUCCCCAUUUACCAGUUGUGAUUUUACUGUUGUUUCUAGUUAAUUUUGUUUUUUCCACAGACCAAAAUAGACUGCAUUCAUCAUCUGCCUCUGCGAUAUUCUGUCAGCACAGCAUCAUCUCUACUUUAUGAACAACUGAGUCACAGAGGCGCUGCCACUGUAGGAGAGUGCAGCAGUUCUGGUUGGAAAGUAGGAUGCUUGCUCUUCUUUAAUUUCUGAUGAUAAAAAGAAAAAGUCUUGUCAUUGCACUCCCUGUACUGCUACAAUGUAAUCAAGUGAUGUUUCUAUCUGUAAUUAAAGUACAAGUAUGUAUAUGGUUUUACCACUCUACUCAGUUCUUCAGCUAAAAAAACAGAGAAUCUUUAAGACAUAUUACCAUAAUAUUGCAACUGAAAAAGGAUGAGAAUCAUUCGAUAUUGAACCAAAUCAAGCUGUCUUUUAAUUUCAAUUUAUGCUUUUGGCAUUUUUUUUAUUUAUUUUUGUGGAUUAAAAAAAAUCUAAGUUUAAGCUCAGACCACUUUUAGACCAGGCAGUUUUGCUUGGCCUAAACGUAAGUAUACAGUUCCAAACCAGGCCUACAUAUAGAUUUAACUUUGACAAAUGUUUGAUCAAGAUCUACAAGAAGUUUUGAAGUUAAAAUAAGUUCUAUUAGUAAGUGGAUUCUAUUUAUGGUAUUGAGUAAAUCCUGUGAAUCCAUGGUAUUUUUAAUCAAUGUUAUGUUGUAACUCCUACCAGCCCAUG